UGCCCCAUCGUUGGUGUCAGUGGGAGGAAUAGUGCCCCAUCGUUGGUGUCAGUGGGGAGGAAUAGUGCCCCAUCGUUGGUGUCAGUGGGGAGGAAUAGUGCCCCAUCGUUGGUGUCAGUGGGGAGGAAUAGUGCCCCAUCGUUGGUGUCAGUGGGAGGAAUAGUGCCCCAUCGUUGGUGUCAGUGGGGAGGAAUAGUGCCCCAUCGUUGGUGUCAGUGGGGAGGAAUAGUGCCCCAUCGUUGGUGUCAGUGGGGAGGAAUAGUGCCCCAUCGUUGGUGUCAGUGGGAGGAAUAGUGCCCCAUCGUUGGUGUCAGGGGAAGGAAUAGUGCCCCAUCAUUGGUGUCAGUUGGAUAAAUAGUGCCCCAUCGUUGGUGUCAGUGGGAGGAAUAGAGCCCCAUCGUUGGUGUCUGUGGGAGGAAUAG
Molecule: messenger RNA, 422 nt
Organism: Staurois parvus
Lineage: Eukaryota; Metazoa; Chordata; Amphibia; Anura; Ranidae
Source: the annotation of a GenBank genome assembly